AUGGCGGAGCCGGGUGCGGGCGGCGGCGGCGGGGGGUUCCUGAGCAGCGGGAGCGAGCGGCGGUGCCGGGCGCGGCUGGCGGCGGCGGGGCGGCGGGGGGCGGCGGCGGCGGCGGUGCUGGUGCCGCUGUGCUCGGUGCGCGGCCGCCCCGCGCUGCUCUUCACGCUGCGCUCCCGCCGCCUGGGCGGCCCCCACAGCGGCGACGUCAGCUUUCCCGGGGGGCGGCGGGACCCGGCGGACGGCGACGCGGUGGCCACGGCGCUGCGGGAGACGCGGGAGGAGCUGGGGCUGGUGCUGGGCGCCCCGAGCGUCUGGGGGCAGCUGCGGCCGCUGCCCGACCGGCAGGGACAGAUGGUGGCUCCCGUCGUGGCCAACCUGGGGCCCCUGGAGGACUUGACGCUGACCCCCAACCCCGACGAGGUGGAGGAGGUCUUCACCCUGCCCCUGGCUCACCUCCUGCGGGAGGAGAACCAGGGCUACACCCAUUUCCGCACCGCCGGCCGCUACGGCUACACCCUGCCCGUCUUCCUCAACGGCCCCCACAAGGUCUGGGGGCUGACGGCCAUCAUCACCGAGCUGACCCUGGAGCUGCUGGCACCCGAUCGCUACCGCAGGAAGACCCACGUUCCAGCCCGCAGACCCUCGGCCUGAUGCAGGAGGGGACGGGGUGGCCCCCGGGUGCCACGGUGGCGUUUUUGGGGAGGUGUGUACAGGUAGAGCUCUCCCCCUGCCUCGGUCGCGCGGCUUCUUUCGUCUGCCGGGCGCCCGUAGGUUGACCUCGCCGCACACACGGCGAGGGGGCUGCGGUGGGGAAACUGCACCGUCCCCCCCUUGGUGCCGCUGC
Gavia stellata (red-throated loon) is the source of this 844-nucleotide messenger RNA. RefSeq names its product nudix hydrolase 8 (gene NUDT8). Bases 1 to 651 code for a protein of 216 amino acids. The record is from RefSeq and is a predicted model, not a curated record. The transcript has 4 exons. Gene Ontology annotation, molecular function: coenzyme A diphosphatase activity. NCBI's taxonomy places the organism in Eukaryota, Metazoa, Chordata, Aves, Gaviiformes, Gaviidae.